Messenger RNA from Cladocopium goreaui, 8556 nucleotides. NCBI's taxonomy places the organism in Eukaryota, Dinophyceae, Suessiales, Symbiodiniaceae. The record is from the annotation of a GenBank genome assembly.
AUGACAUGGUUUUGCCGAAGUUGCGAAGUCCAAAACAGUCAACAUUUAGACAAAUGUCGACAGUGCCGAGCGCAUUGGAGCGAAGUGUGGGAACCGCCCAAGCGCAAGGUGCGAAGUCGCAGCAAAUCUCGGAAGUACAACAAAGCAGAAGCAACCGGAGAACAAGAACAGCAGGCCACAUGGCAAGUGUUCCAGGAGAAAGUCCCCUGGGUACAGUCCACGCCUGCCAGAGCAACAUCGUACAGAACCGAUGUGACUUCGGAUGCCAAGGACAAAGACUUACAGCUGCCGCCACAGCCAGUCUUACCACCUCCGCCCAUGCCUUCAAUGGAAAGGGAAGGAGGCGAUGCUUUGACUACGGAAGAGAUCAAGGUGCUAGAACACCUACGUGGGUUGAAGGGCAUGAAUAUUGCUUUGCCAGAGGAAAUGGCACAGCAGUUAGCCGAUUUGACCGUCAAGGAACAAAGAAUGGCCACGGCCAAAGCCCUCACACAUGGACACAUCAACAAGUUCCACAAGGUGAAAGGGCAAGUGGCUAGGGCAGCCAAACGCAUUCGAGAGCUCGAUGCAGAGUGGAAUGCUUUCAUGAAUCGUACAAUGGAGCGUGUCAAAGAACAUGGUCUCCUGUACCAGAAAUGUCGUGCCGACAUGAUGGAAACAUACAACCAGAAGCUGAAGGAGCUACAGACCUUGAAGGAGGAGGUCUCAAUUGCCUCCAGGAGUCUGGUGGAUCAACACACUGGGGAUUUCGACAUGGACGAGAUGCCAGGAGUUGCAGAUCAGAUGAUGAAACUGCAAAAUGCGCUGGCGGAAAAUGGGACAGUCGAUCUUACAGGGGAUCAAAUGGAAGACCAGUUGGACGAAGAAGAACUGGUUGCAGCAAACAUGGAUCAGGGGGAGGAAGAGGCCAAGAAGGAUCUCCCUUCUGCACUGAGACCAUUCAGAUCGGCAGCAUCUCCGCAGCAAGUGGCCAAGACACACUUGAAAGCAAAGCAAGAGAAACAUCAGAAAGACAAGGACAAAGAGGGCGGUGAAAUGAGUGUCACCAAUGUUCCGGAAACAAACGAGGAGGAUGAAGCCUCAUUGCUUUCUGUUGGUGACAGUGCUUGUUUUGGAGAAACAGGUGUUGGAGAAGUUGCGAAAAGCCAGUUGCCCGUGGUGAGUGGCAAGGAAAUUUCAAAAAGUGAAGUUGACAUGGUGAGACAUUUUGGGAAGCCCUUUUUGCAUGUGGGAACCAAGAAAGAGGGUAACACAGUUCUUCCCUUGGACAGCCAUCGGUCUUCGCACGAGAACCCUCUGAUAGACCCAGGCGGAAAGUUCCAAGCAAGGGAUGUCCUUUCAUGUGGCAACAAUCGGACCAUCAGGCGCACAGAGGCUAACUUGGAUCUCUGUGGUCUUGUGGAUUCCAGCAUCGACUGUGAAGCUCGUCCUGUGGGUUCAGAGCAGACACAGGCUCACCAAGGUGAAGAUGCGAAUGAGGGUAGGCAUUUGCAACAAGUUUCUUGGAAGGAUGCAACAGAUUGGCUUCACUUUCCUUACACAUGGUGCCAGGGCUUGCACAAGGGUAUGAUGAGACGCACAGAGGGUAACUCGGAUCUCUGUGGUCGCACAAGCCGCGAUACCACCUUGUUAGAUGUGGAGUUUGAGUUUGAACCCGCUGGUGAAAUAGUAGGUGGCCUGCGCGUCAUUCAUGGGGAGGAGGAUCAAAAUGAAGUGAAUGUUGCAGCAGAUGACUCCUCGGCCAGUUCUGAGGCUACCACGGACCUGCCAGAAGAUGAAUGGACGGAUGACCCAGAGGAAUUUUCCUUGACCAGUUUAUACCGGAGGUGGACGGUGGUGACUUUCGGGUUGGGGCUCGUGGAACUAGGCAGAAGAGAUGCUAGUUUUGAUCCCCUAGCGCCGAAUGAGCUCAUGCGUGUGGUGUUGGACUUAUGGGAUGACCAUGCCCAACAAGGCGACCUCAUUGCAUACAAUGUCAGCCCACAGCCGAUGGACAUAGCUGGAGAAAAGUCUAUAGUCCUUAUCGUUGAGAUUGACAUUGAAGGCACAGAUGAUGAGCGAUUGCAACCCGUUUUGGUGCAUGAAAGAGCGGUUUCAGAGGUGUCAGUCAGGAAUCAAUACUAUGCAUCAAGGCUGUAUGUUGAAUCCACAAUGACUGAAAUUUUCUCCCAGCUCGGGCUGCAACAGCAUUGCCCACCGUUGACAGCACGAGAAUGUGGAGUGAGGCUGGGGCAGGUCAGUUUGGAGGAUGGACAUCACUAUGAUUUCGAUCCGGGUAUGUUAUGCCUAGUUUGGAUUGGACCCAUUUGCAAGGAGGUGCAAAGAGCCAGCCAAAGGAUCAAUCAAGUGGAGGCCUUCUUCCUCCAGUGCAGGAGCUUGCAGAAUCUCCAGCCUGAGUGUGAAGAAAUUGUGCUUAUUGUUCAUGGGAUUUCGCCGGCCAAUAGGCCACUUGGUCAGCGUGAAAUUGUGCGCAGGGCUGAUCAGUUGAAGAAUCUUGAGUGGAUUGAUUUCAUGAUACAGCUUUGGCCUUUUGACGCCCAACAGGUGCAAAUUGGUUUUGUCCCGGAUAUGACGAAUGAUGUUCGAGAGAUGGUGCGACCAUGUUUCCACUUCGUCAUCAGUUAUGGUCAUGGGGAUGGACGUCCAGUCCUAAUCCAUCAGCAAAUCAGUGUGGCUGAGAAGUUGCCAGGUGGACAGAAAGCAAGGGAGGUUCAAAGAGACUGGCAGGGAGGUGAUUUGGUGACAGCCCGAUUCGUGGUUUGGCAGCAACAUCAGGCCUUGACCUUGCUGUUAAGCAAUGAUGAAUGCGAGGACCAUGGAGAUGUGGAAAUGACAAGCUUGAUGCAGCAUCGAAUGAGAUUGAAAAGUGAAGGAAAGCCAAAACAGCAAGUAAAUCAUCAGAGUUUUGAAUGCUUGCACACUAAUGGGCUCCAGGACACCGGUUUCGUGGAAAUUUGCAGAGCUCUGCAUGAGAGCCUUGAUGUGGAUGAUAAAAGAGUUCAUGGUGGUCAGGAAAUGAACCAGCAAAAUUUCCAAGAUGACAAAAUUUCCUGCGAUGUUCUGUCGAGCAAAGAGCAUUCACUGUCUUUUCAGCAGGGACGUGAUGGGGAUAACUUGGAUCACAUCAGUUCCUAUCGCAAGCCAAAUGAACAUGAGGCCACCAGAGAUGCAAGGGCAGAGUUGCAUUUGCAGGAGGGGGAUGCUCUCUUGCGACCAUGCCAAGAGGAUAACUCGGAUCUCUUGGAUGGCUGGAGCAAACAACAAUUGCAGAAUCCAGUUCAAGAAAACAACGAUGUGAUGCUGGAGAGUUUGAAGUCGGAUUUGCAAGCCCUCUUCACAGAAGGAUGGAAGGGGCUGAAUCGUGAUUUUGCUCUUAUCCCCUACAUGCAUCCAUAUGCAGUCAUUGCCAGCCAACAGGUGAAAUUGGAUGUUGAGUGCCACAAUGUCUUCCAUAUUUUCACGGAUGGAUCUUGCAAGCGUCACAAUGCGGCAUGGGCUUUUGUCGUUCUCUGUGAAUGCAGGUUGCCAACGCAUUCACACUUUGUUCGCAUUGGUUAUGCUGCUGGGAUGAUUGAUGACUCAAUUGGGCCAGUGCGUAUGACAGCAACCGAUGCUGAGGCGACUGCCAUUAUUGCUGGGGUGGAAUACCUCUUGGCAUGCCCCACAAUUCAACAUGCGGAGAUCUUCUUCCACUAUGAUGCUUUAGCUGUGGGCCAUGGUGCAUGUGGAUUGCAAAAUGUUGUUCAGCAUGUGGAUCCCUUUUCGGUUAUGAUGUCCAUUUUGCAGCAGAGGGCAAGUGAAGCGGAUCCCAAUGAGGGGUGGUAUGACCCGACACUAUCCCUUGAGGCCAACAAGUGGGAGCAAGGAAAAAAGGGUAGAGACAUGAAAGAAGACCAGCAUCAUGAAUGUAGGGUUCAUCGGCUGAGAUUUGCGACGGCAAAUGUUGAGACUAUGGAGUACAAUGGUGAUUCUGAUUGCGGCAGCAUCAAAGCAAAUGAAUUGCUGCGCCAAUGCCAAUUGGAACACAUUCACAUUUGUGCAAUUCAAGAAUCCAGAGCCCGGGUGUCACGCAUGGUCACGAUUGGCCCUUUUACUCGGCUUGUUGCCAAAGGCUGCAAUGGACAAGCUGGGGUGGAAUUGUGGUUGAAUGGCGAGGAAUUGGCCAGGAUUUUCCUUUGUGUUUUUCAGCCUGAAAAAGAUGUGUGCGUGUGGCAUUCAUCGGAACGCAUCCUUGCAGCACGAUGCCAAAUGGGUAAGUCAGCAUUGGAGAUUGUCGUUUUCUAUGCGCCUCAAAGAGGCCGCAGUGCGCAAGAGAAAGAACAGUGGUGGAAGCACUUCAAAUCUGUCCUGGAGAAAAGAGACAAACGAGCUCAUCUUUUCAUGCUUGGGGAUGGCAAUUGUAGUGUUGGUUCAUGUUCCGGUGAUGAAAUUGGACAUCAUGCUGCUGAUUUGGAAGACGAAGGAGGUGAACUUCUCCGUGAAAUCUGCAGGGAACAAAAACUCAUGAUUCCCUCCACUUUUGAGUGCUGGCAUGAAGGGCAGGCAUACACAUUCACUAGUGCGCAUGGUGAUAGAUCCAGAAUCGACUACAUCUUGAUACCACAAGAACUUGGUGCAAGUGUGGUGCGUUCUUUCAUACAUCAAGAUCUUGAUCUCAUGAAUGGUGACAGAGAUCAUUUUCCUCUUUGUCUGGAAUGCGACAUCAAGGUUGGCAAGAAAGAAGUGGUCAGACGUUUCAACAGGAGCCCAAUAUACCACCGAGCUGAGGCCAUGAAAAUGCAGCAAAAGGCUGCUAUGCAAGAUAUUUUGGUGAACUGUCCAUCUGUGGACUGGUCUGUUGAUGUUAAUGACCACUGGAAUUGGGUGCGACACCACCUGCAGCAAAAGGUCAAAGACCUUUUUCCGUGCCAGAAGCGCCAGCAGCGUCAAUUGUAUUUCUCCAAAGAGGCUUGGAAUGUGCUUUGCUCCAGAAAGGAGAUCCGCAAGCAAUAUAGAGCCUUGCAACGUGAGAAAAGAAUUUUGAUUUUGAGUGCCAUUUGGAAGGCAUGGAAAGGAAACGUGCAGGACUCUCAAGCAGAGGAAACGUUUCGCAUGCCUUUGCAUUUUCUGAGAUGCCAAGAAGCUGUCACCUUAGAAGCGCGCAUCAGGGUGGACCAUGACUUCAAAUGCAUCAAAAGAAGAGAUUGGAGGCAGUGGAUAAAGCAACAACUUGUUGACAAAGUUGAAAAGGCCAGAGGAGUGCGUUCAGCGGAGUUGUUCAAGAUCUUGCGUCCCAAGCAAAUGAUUGCCAGAAGCACCGGCAAACUGAUUCGUCAGCUUCCCGGACUAUGUGGAGAGGAUGGACAAUGGAAAAACAACAGGGAUGCCAUCGCUUUGGAAUGGCAAACACAGUUUGGAACCAUUGAAAACGCUGAGGAGGUUACAGCAACAGAAUUGCUUCAACGUUCAGUUUCAAGACAUGAAGACUGCUGGCAAGCACUCGAUCUCCUUUCAGUUCCUUCCCUCUACCAAUUAGAAUCAGCAAUCAGAGCAUUGCAGGCAGCCAAGGCCACGGGCCUUGAUGGCCUAGGAGCGGAAGUGCUUCAAGCUGAUCCAGUUGUAGCAGCCAAAAAGUUGUACCCGAUCUUGUUAAAAGCAGCGGUCAGAGGUCAAGGCGUCAUGGAGUUCGCAGGUGGAUGGUUGCUGCCAUUGUUCAAAGGCACAGCCUCCGGCAUGCAGAGCUUGGAAAAAGUGUUUGCAAAGAUGAAUUUACCAACUGACAUGAAAGAGGAGUUUCUGCAGCAGACGAUGGGUGUCAAUCUCAUCAAGGAGGCUACAGGAUCAGCUGUCAUGGCCAACAGUGCAGCGGCAAUGCUGGGCUUAACAUGGUUCGUGAUACCAGAGUCCAAGUCGCUGCAAGCGCCCAUGACCGGCUCAAGGCCGGGAGACCCUAGCGCAGAUGUGCUAUUUUCGCUGGUCUUAUCCAAGGUGAUAGGUGUGAUUGAAGAAAGAGCACAGCAGAUUGGCAUUCAGCUUUCACGUGAAACGACAGCUGGUCAAGUCUCGAACAUGGUCACCUGGGUGGAUGACAUCGCUUUUUCUCUCACAGAGGAUGCUGAUCGUUUGGUGGGCAGAACCAUGGAUUUGCUGGGCAUAGUACAAGAUGCAAUGCUGGAGCAUGGUCUGUCCCUUUCUUACGGGGUUGGAAAAACAGCAGUGAUGAUCUCGUUUCAUGGAAAGGGAGCGACUGUUGCACGGCAGGAAGCAGAGCAGAAGCAUGGUCAAGGAUUGGCAUUGAUGAGUGAGCACAAAGGCAAAGUGAUCAUCCCGAUCGUGGGGCAUUACCGACAUCUUGGCGGCUUCAUCACAAGAUCGGGUUCGAGAAUCCCGGAGCUGAGGGUCAGAACUGUCGGUGCCCUAUCCAAACUCAAGCCGUUGCGACGGAUUCUUGUUCAUGAAGGUCUCCAAAAGGAGCAGAGAAGUCGGCUCAUCAAGAGUUUGGGCUUGUCAGUUUUCACAUUACACGCUGGCACACUUUUUGCUCUUACCCAAGGUGAAUAUCAAGUUUGGCAAGCGGGUAUUCACAAAAUCUACCAAUCCCUUCAUCAAAGAAAGGCAAAUGGUGAGGUGCGGCACUCCACUAUGUAUCAGCUAGCUGAUGCGAUGCAAUCACCUAUGCCUUUGGAACUGAUGUAUCUUUGCAGGCUGCGUUUGUUGGUGCAUCUUUUCAAGACAGGAGAUGCGUAUAUGAUUGCGGCGAUUGUGGAGAAUUUUGAGAUUGAGAAAGAGAACUCGUGGCUUCAAGGGGUCUUUCAUAGUUUGAAAUGGUUGAAAAAUCAAGUUGGCGCAGAGCAGGUGCCAGAGGAGCUUUUUCAGCUGAUGGACCCGCAAGUUUGGAAUUGGUUUCAAGCAGGAGCUCAUGAACUCAAGGGUUUGAUCAAAAAGGCAGAGCAAUCUCACUUGUGCAAGGUCAAAUCAUUUUGCGAGUUGAAAACUCAUGCGGAGGUGCAAGAUCAAAUCUGCAGAGAAAUGGGAUGGACCUUGGAGGAGGAGAGUGAGAAAGGAGAGGAAUCCAGCACAAGUGCAGGCCUUCAUGAAUGCACUGAAUGUGGGGAGAUGUUUGACAAGGCCUCUUCAUUGGCCACCCAUGAGCAACGCAAGCAUAACAAACGAGUUGCUCUGAGGAGGGUGGCAUGUGAUGCAGCAUGUCGUGCAUGUGGUCGGUUUUACCACACGCGGCCUCGCAUGAUCAAGCAUUUGCAGAUGGCGAAGUCAGGGUGCUGGAUUUUUCAUUUACGGAAUUAUGUUCCCAUGUCUGAAGAGGCAGCAGCCGAGCUUGAUGAGCAUGACAGAAAGAGGGGAGUGGCUGCUCAUCAGAAGGGGCUUGUGGAGCACUCCUUAGAUCAAGGUUGGCGUUGGUGCACUGAUCAGGAGAAAAAACACAUUUUGCCUUUGAAGGAACACCCUCCUGUGCAAGAUGGUGCACCAACGGAGGAGCUGGCGGAAUGGGCAGCUCUGGGUAUGUUACCUCCAAGACAAGGAGGCAGACAAAUCACAUUGAGAAACGCAACUGAAUGGACGGUGCACAAUGUGGGACAAGAAGCAACCAAAUUUGAGCAUCAGCUCCUUGACAGAGCCACCAGAUGGAAUCCGAAUCCGGAUUGGAUCCCUAGAGGGCCGGCAGAUGGAAGGCGUUUUUUCCUGAUCCUUUUUUCAGGACAUCGUCGUUUCGAGGAUCUGGCUUCAUACAUUUGGUGGCAAUCAAAUUUAAUCCCGAUUUGUGUGGAUGUUGCCAUCCACCCAGAGUUUGGCAAUGUCCUGGAGAUUGGGUUGUGGCGUUCACUUAUUCAUGCCAGACGAGUCGCAGGGGGGCACGCUGGCCCCCCAUGCGAGACAUACUCCUUGGCCAGAUGGUUGGAAAUUGAAGACAGCAUUUAUCCAAGACCUUUGCGGAGUUGUGAACAGCCUUGGGGAUUGGAUGGAAGAACGCUGAGAGAGACACGGCAGUGGAUGAUGGGAAACAUCUUGAUGUGGCGUGCUCUUUUUCUCCUUUUCACCAUCUACGCAUAUGGAGGCUCAUUCACCCUGGAACACCCAAAGGGCUGUGGAGGUAAGGACAACAAGUGGACCAUAUGGGACUCAUCCUUUAUCAAACAGCUCAUGUUGGCAGGGGACAUCAAGCUCUGGGCAAUACUUCAAGGCCCGUUGGGACAACCAUUCGCCAAACCAACCAAUCUUCUGGCAGCGAGGUUGGAAAGGUUGGGGGCGGCCAUCUAUGAAGGCUACAACAAGCGAUGGCGGCCGACGACAAAGCUUGGGGGCCGUGAAGGCUCCCAGUGGAAAACGGCCCGUGCAAAGGCAUAUCCACCAGCUUUGUGCCGCAUACUAGCGCAGCAGCACAUUGCCUCCGCUGAGCAGCAAAUUGGGGAGGGAACAACCCAGGAACCGGAAGGUUUGGAACAAGCAUUGGAUGCACUGGCGAAUUCCUAUGACCCUUAUUGGCUAGAAGCGAAGGGCACAAAAAUGUGCUCGGAUUACAAUUUUGGAAAGAUUUCAGAGGACUCAGUAGUCACCUAA